UUGGGAGCCUGGGUGCGAGGAACUGGGGCGCUGUGGGAACAGUACUGUGGAGCUGUGUGGGGUGUUAGAGUCGCACUCCUCAAGCCCUGCGAAAGGUUUCCCGCGGGAUGUGGGAAAACCACCUCACGGAUCGUCUAGUCCGGCCUUCCUCUUCUAAAGAUUGUGAGGCUGAGGGGAGAAGUCCUCUUCCCAAAGCUUCACAUAAGCCUCGGGAAGAUGCAGGCGCCCUCUGUCUCCCCAGAUUCAGUGCACGGCUCAUUCCGAGGUGGUGUGGGCAAGAGCACCAAGUCUGGGGAGGAGCCAGUAGUCCAGGUCCCCGUGGUGGAUGUGCAGAGUGACAACUUCAAGGAGAUGUGGCCAUCGCUCCUGCUGGCCCUAAAGACCGCUAGCUUUGUGGCUGUGGACACGGAACUGAGUGGGCUUGGGGACAGGAAGAGUUUGCUGAACCAGUGCAUCGAGGAACGUUACAAGUCCGUGUGUCAUGCUGCCAGAACCCGUUCUGUUCUCUCCCUGGGCCUCGCCUGCUUCAAGCAGCAGCCAGACAAGGGCGAACACUCCUACCUGGCUCAGGUGUUCAAUUUGACCCUGCUGUGCAUGGAGGAGUAUGUGAUAGAGCCAAAGUCUGUGCAGUUCUUAGUACAGCAUGGCUUCAACUUCAACCGCCAGUACGCUCAGGGGAUCCCUUACCACAAGGGCAAUGACAAGGGCAAUGAGAGCCAGAGCCAGUCAGUCAGGACGCUGUUCCUGGAGCUGAUCCGGGCCCGCCGGCCCCUGGUGCUGCACAACGGCCUCAUAGACUUGGUGUUCCUGUACCAGAACUUUUACGCACACCUGCCCGAGAGCUUGGGAACCUUCACUGCUGACCUGUGUGAAAUGUUCCCAGCCGGCAUUUAUGACACCAAAUACGCUGCUGAGUUUCAUGCGCGCUUCGUGGCCUCCUAUCUAGAGUAUGCUUUCCGGAAAUGUGAGCGGGAAAACGGGAAGCAGCGGGCAGCCGGCAGCCCACACCUCAGCCUGGAGUUCUGUAGCUAUCCUCCUAGCAUGAGGGCUCACAUUGACUACCGCUGCUGCAUGCCCCCUGCAACCCACCGUCCUCAUUCCACCAGUGUCUGUGACAACUUUUCGGCCUAUGGUUGGUGUCCCCUGGGACCACAGUGUCCUCGGUCCCAUGAUAUUGACCUCAUCAUUGAUACUGAUGAGGCUGUGGUGGAGGACAAGCGGCGACGGCGGCGACGUAGGGAAAAAAGGCGGAGGGCUUUGUUGGGCCUGCCCGGGAAACAGACCUCUGAGGAGAAUGAGGAUGGUCCUCCCGUGAAGCAGGUCUGUGGGGAUGGCCUCAAGGCUGAAGAAAUUGAGCAGGAGGUGGCUGAGGAUGAGAGUAGGAGCCAGCCUGGCUUGGAGCAAGGGCACAAAAAUGACUUGGAGAUGGGCAUUAGAGCUGCAGGGCUGGAAACAGCUGAUACGGCUACCUCAGAAGCACCAGAGAGUCAAGCCAAUCCUCACCCAGUGCCUGGGGACGGAUUGCAUCGGGCAGGUUUUGAUGCCUUUAUGACAGGUUACGUGAUGGCCUAUGUGGGAGUGAGCCAGGGACCCCAGCCCUGUAGCUCUGGACCCUGGCUACCUGAAUGCCACAAUAAGGUGUACCUGAGUGGCAAAGCUGUCCCCCUCACGGUGGCCAAGAGCCAGUUUUCCCGUUCCUCCAAAGCCCACAACCAGAAGAUGAAGCUGGCUUGGGGCAGCAGCUGACCUAGCUUCUGCCUAGGACUCAAGGCCUGGGAGGAGAACUGAGUGGAACAGAGGUGUCUGGGUCCCUCUAGGCUGUGAAUGUCCUACUCCCACCUUCCACAGAGGGGGGCAGUCCUGGCAGAGACACUGCUGCACCACUUGUGGACCUUCCCAUUCCCCUAGAGGCUGAGGAACCAGGGUAUACACAAGGAGGCUGGCCAGCACCUGUAACACAGACUUUAUUUAUUUUUAAAUCUGAAAGUGUCUUAGGAAAAAGUAUUACCAAAAAAUCAACAGAAACAAGUUAUGAAAAUAUUUGACCAG
This is a messenger RNA of Canis lupus familiaris (dog), 2049 nucleotides long. RefSeq names its product target of EGR1, exonuclease (gene TOE1). Gene Ontology annotation, molecular function: snRNA binding; metal ion binding; 3'-5'-RNA exonuclease activity. The coding region runs from base 217 to 1746 and encodes 509 amino acids. Gene Ontology annotation, biological process: snRNA 3'-end processing. The transcript is spliced from 8 exons. Lineage: Eukaryota; Metazoa; Chordata; Mammalia; Carnivora; Canidae. Gene Ontology annotation, cellular component: cytoplasm; Cajal body. The record is from RefSeq and is a predicted model, not a curated record.